Pocillopora meandrina is the source of this 4315-nucleotide messenger RNA. The record is from the annotation of a GenBank genome assembly. Lineage: Eukaryota; Metazoa; Cnidaria; Anthozoa; Scleractinia; Pocilloporidae.
AUGAAGCAACUAAACAUGUACCUAUUGACCUUUUCGAUGUUUUCACUUACGGCUAUCGCACAAGGUUCAAAUCGGUUGUCGGAGCCCGAUUUUAAGGCUGCUAAUUUCGCAAAGGCGAUAGAAGAUCGAAAACUCAACGGGAGUGUCCUCAGAGACUUUGAGGUCGCGUCUGAGAUCUCUUGUCAGUUUGAAUGUAUCUCUGAAGAGCGAUGUUUAUCUUACAACUUCCUUCCCAUCCAUGGCAAAGAGAUAAGUAUAUGCCAACUAAGUGACUCGGACCGCUUUAUCAGUGGCGUGAAUUUUACGAAAGAGGAUGGAGCUAUUUACAGAGGAAUACAGGUGACAAUACUGAAUUAUUUAAUGGAGUCUGCCCUUCAGAUGGGAAUUUGUGAAAAAUAGUUGUUUUGAUGAACUUGAAUGUCAUCUGGCUCGUUUUAAGUGUAUUUCCUUCGGUGUAAAUGUACUGCUGAGUGUUUAGGAAUUCCAUACGUGUACUGUCUCUAUCUACCUUAAUGAAUUACCAGUUGAUAAUGAAUGAUUGUUUUACCUCUCUGUCGACACAUUACAGCUAUUUACGUAAAAACCAACUAUGAUCUGCCAAAGUUAUUGGUGCCUUAAAGUACCUGUCAAAAAAGGCAGGGUUUCUUGUCAGAAAAGAUAAUGCUACACUAUAGUGAUCUUUCGAGGACAAACUUUACUGUGAAAUGAAAUCAUAUAAUCUAAAUUAUAUGGAGACUUUCGUUUGACAAAGUGAAAAAUUAAUUAAUAACAAAAAGCUGAAAUAUAGAUAAACCGUAGCAGACACUCAAAUGACUGUAAAGGGAAUACAAUCGAGUCUUCAUUUUCACCUUUGUGAGAUUAGUUUGUUCUUAGACUUUGCAAAAAUAAAACUGUCCCAGCUUUUUCUCUUCAAAGAUAUAAGAUCGACAAAAGGCAGGAAGUUCUUAGCCCACUUAACGAAAAAGUCCUCCCUCAACUUUAAAGUAUGAAUACAUAUGUAAGGCAAUUUUAUUUCCUUACUUUUAGAGCACCUGCGAACAAGAUAUUCCGUGCACGGAGAAUGAAAUAUGUGUGGUUGACUACAGAUCAAACACUCACUUUUGUAAGUGUAGCAGAGGUAAGGAUAGACGUGGUUAGAUCUUCGUAGUUUAACAGCUAUGGAUUUACACAGUUGGGGAUGGAUUUUCUCUAACAGAGUAAACGGUGAACGGUUUAAUUGAGACGCUUUUAAGUGCCGAGGUGCAGAUUCAACUAGGAAAUAAGAAUUCGAAUAUAACAAACAGUUGGAUGGCGAGGGAGAACAUCAACUCACGUCCACUCUGUUGGAGAGAGAGAGGAAAUCCCCUAAACUAAUAUGCAAUAAUAAUAUUCCGCAUGAAGUAAGAAAUUUUGUGGUCAGUUAUGACGGAAACAAAUAGGGUUGAGACAGGACAUUUUCAUUUCACGCUUUGCAGGAUGCUAUAACACCAAUAUAUGAUUUGGAAAAAAAACACUUCAGGUGACUGAUAUAUCGGCUGGUAAUGUCCGCGGCCAAGAUGUUUAGCACGCUGGAACAUGCCGGGACAUGCCGGAAAAAUGUGGGAACAUGCCUGAAAACGAGGAAUAUCCUAGAAAAUACCAGAACACCGGAACAUGCCGGAACACCGCGGAAAAACUAAUAAAAAAACUUUAAGAUUCGAUGAAAAAAUAUAGUUCAUGGUCACCCGGUGUUCCAGGUCUUAACACGUGCCGAGAUAUUUGUCAGAAAAAUGAAUAAUUGGUAGGAAAGCAAAACUUUGAGGACACUGUCUCAGUCAAGGACGUUAUCAGCCUACAGACCAGCAAGCCAGAUGGGUUUUAUUAUUAAUUUUAGAACCCUUCCAUUACUUGUCGUAAAGCAAGUUGAAAGCAAAUUUUGUCGACUUCUUUGUACUUUUGGAGCAGAAUUUCAGAUCAGCUUUUUAGUGUCACUAUUACUGGACUCAACAAAACGAGUUCUUUUUCUUCCAUGUAAAGUGAUAAAGAUGAAAAAGUGAAAUUCUUGACAUAAGUUUUUCCGCUGGCUUUGUUUCUUUCCGAUGGAAAUAAUUGGGGGACCAAUGCAGACGUAGACGGGGGUUAUUGUGUGAUAACUGUCCGGUGAGUUUACAACACAUGACUAACUAUGAAGUAGCUAAUUUAAUUGCGCAGAAAAUGGAAAGGUGGGUUAUAGAAGUCGGUAACUUUAUACUCUCAAAGGAUUACACCUUUGGGUUUCUAUUCCAAAGAUUGUCCAAGGAACUGUCUUGACCAUUAUCAAAAUGGCUCCACUUCCGACGGAGUGUAUUUGAUUUACCCUGAUGAAGAACAACCCUUCCAAGUACUGUGUGACAUGACAACUAAUGGUGGAGGCUGGACCACCUUUCAAAGGCGCAUGGAUGGCUCUGUAGACUUUUAUGUCGACUGGGAAUCUUUCAAAAAAGGCUUUGGAAAUCUGGAGGGCGAGUUUUGACUUGGGAAUGACUACCUUCACCGUCUCACUGCAUCUGCCAACAUGGUGUUUCGAAUUGAUAUGGAGGAUUACGAAGGCGACCGAAGAUUUGCCGAGUACACGACUUUCUUUGUGGCCGACGAAAGCAAUGAUUACCGGGUAAUGAUCGAUACAUACCCUAUCAGGUUUGUUUCAGGCAUUUCAGUUUUUCGUAUAAUGCUUAGCGAAUAGUAAUAUAAAGCUAACCCUGAGAGCUCUGCGCAAGAACCGAGAAAAAUAUUCAUUACCCGCUGAAGAUGAAGAUCUCUACACUUAUUCAAGUUAAACAUCUCUUUCUUAGAAUGUACUGCUACAGGCAACAUUGCUGAUCAAAAGAUCCAACUUAUAUCUGACGCAUAUUGCUGACAAUUAUAGCUCCUUUUGAAUUGGUGCUAGUACAUUCCUCUACGCUACAUUAUUAACCAUAAAAUGCAUUUUGUUGAUUCCUAACGUUAACAUUUGUCUUUCACUUGCCUGAUGGGGGAAUGUUCUUUUUCUACACUUGCUGACAAUGCAGCCUUAUUGCUGAACAUACAAUGUUAUCAGUAGCAUUGUUGUUCAGCUCUUCCACAGUUUCUUACAAAAUUCUUUUUUCAUAUCAGAAAUAUGAAGUUUACAACCAAGGACAGAGACAACGACGUCGAUAACAGUAAGAAUUGUGCCUUGCACUAUAAAGGCGCCUGGUGGUACAACUACUGCCAUAACGCAAAUCCAAAUGGUUUGUACCAAGGUGGAGGUAACGCACAAGGAAUUACAUGGGAACCAUUUCGGGGACAAGAUUAUUCGUUAAAGCACAUCGAGAUCAAACUUCGACCAGCAUGAUUUGUAUCUUAGAAGUUGCGUGUUGAAGCCUUCAGCAGACUAUAAUGAAAAUACAGUGUAAUAACAACAACAAUGAUAAUGAUGAUAAGAAUUACUAUAGUAAUUGUAAUAAUCCUAAUAAUUAUAACAAUUAUAAUAAUUAUAAUAAUUCUAAAAAAUUCAUUAUAAUGAAAAUGCACAUCAAGAUGUUCCAUUGCAAAUAAAUAGAAGGUCUGAAAAGUAGAAAAAAUAUGAGAAAACGAAGACUUCAUAUUGAUGACGAAAUCAUAAUUAAAAGUGAAUUUAUUAAAACAGCUUUGGUCCUAAACAGGAUCUGCUUCUGAGGUGAACGUAUCUUUUUAUUAUCUUUAUUAUUAUUAUUAUUAUUAUUAUUAAUAUUUCUUUUUAAAUAAAGCGCACACAUGAUUCUUUCACAACUGCGAUAGAAAAAAUUACGUAAAUAAUCCUCAUGUUUUAAUCAAGAUUAAUCUUAAGAUUCGUGAAUAACAUAAUCAACUGAUAUGUAGCUUUUAUUGCAAAACUUUUUUAUAAACUUUGCAUGGUUUGGUAAGGUCACAAAUACUAGCUGCAUAAACUGAAAGGCCAAGAAACAUUUUUGAAAGCACAAUCGCACGAAAAGAUUACCUAUUAACUUUAAGGGGACUCUUCUUUGCGCAAGCUUUUGACUAUAAUCAAAAUAUUUUGGCCUUAUAGAACUUCACCUUGACAUGCAAACUAAACUUGCAAUUAAUUUCUAUCGUAACUCCUUAUAAACGGAGGCUGCCAUACUGCUUGAUAUUAUAUUAUAUGAAGAAAGGUGCUAGUACUUGAUUUACCUCAAUUUCUUAUGUAGGAAUAGGGAUCAAUUCCCUGCAGUUACUGUUGUUGCAGAGCAAGUCGUUUGCAUCACUUCAGUCCAAUAUAGACAAAGAAAUGUCAUACAUAUCUGGUGAAAAUCUUCACCUAUCAAGAGAUAGAGAUAUCUUCCAUGUGAUUAAUAAGUGUGUAAUAGUUAUAAUAAAGCUU